Rangifer tarandus platyrhynchus (Svalbard reindeer) is the source of this 1293-nucleotide messenger RNA. Lineage: Eukaryota; Metazoa; Chordata; Mammalia; Artiodactyla; Cervidae. The record is from the annotation of a GenBank genome assembly.
AUGAGGUUCACGUUCCCUCUCAUGGCCAUUGGCCUGGAAGUUGUCAUGAUUGUUUUAUUUGCAUUAUUUGUUCAGUAUGACACGGGUUCGAACAGUCCCAAGGCCAACAGCACUGAGUCACCUGCCAUAGAUGUGGAAACAUCCAUGGACUUGUAUCCUCACUUCCAAGAUGUGCACGUUAUGGUAUUCGCUGGGUUCGGCUUCCUCAUGACCUUCUUGCGGAAAUAUGGCUUCAGUAGUGUGGGCUUCAACCUACUCAUUGCUGCUCUGGGACUCCAAUGGGGCACUUUUAUGCAGGGGAUCUUUCAUAGCCACGGACAGAAAUUCCAGAUAGAAAUCAAAAGCAUGAUAAAUGCAGACUUCAGUACAGUCUCAGUUCUGAUUUCUUUUGGAGCUGUCCUGGGAAAAACAAGUCCAAUCCAGAUGUUGAUCAUGACAAUUUUAGAAAUUACUAUAUUUGCUGCCAAUGAAUAUCUGGUUUUUGAGGUAUUUUCGGCCUCUGAUAUUGGAGAAUCAAUGACCAUCCAUGCCUUUGGGGCUUACUUUGGUUUGGCUGUAGCUGGCAUCUUGUAUCGAUCAAAAUUGAAAGAAGGACAUCCCAAUGAAGAGUCUGUAUACCACUCGGACUUGUUUGCCAUGAUUGGGUCUCUUUUCUUAUGGAUAUUUUGGCCUAGCUUUAAUUCUGCCAUCACUGAUAAUGAAAAGACACAGUAUAGGGCCAUCGUGAACACAUACUUCUCCCUCGCGGCCUCCGUGGUCACAGCCUACGCAUGUUCCAGCCUUCUCGAGAGCCGAGGCAAGCUCAAUAUGGUUCACAUUCAGAAUGCAAGUCUGGCUGGGGGAGUAGCUGUGGGCACUUGUGCGGACAUGGAGAUUUCCCCCUAUUAUGCUAUGAUCAUCGGGAGCAUUGCGGGAGUGGUCUCCGUGUUGGGGUUCAAGUUCCUGACUCCACUUUUUGCUACUAAACUGAAGAUCCAUGACACAUGUGGGGUCCAUAACCUACAUGGCUUACCUGGUGUGAUAGGAGGCCUUGCCAGCAUCAUCAUCAUGGCCUUGGAGAAAUCUGACUCGGCUAAGAUGGCCAGUCAGGCAGCUGCGCUAGGUUCUUCCAUUGCAACAGCACUUGUUGGAGGGCUAAUCACAGGUGCAAUUCUAAAGAUACCUAUCUGGGCACAACCAUCUGAUGAGGACUGCUACGAUGAUUCUGUUUAUUGGGAGGUUCCUAGGAGGACAGAAUAUGACAACCGUUUCCAUGACCUUCUCGAUUUCACCCUAUUAGAACGUGAAGCCUAA